GGAAAACAUGGCGGCCGGGUUGCGCUGACAUCGCGGAGCUAGCCGCUAGUAUUGGGACUCCCUCGCACACCCUAGGAGGUUUCACUCCAUGGAACAGGCUUUCGGAACAGAGGGUCUCGUAACAAGCAUUUAGUAGUAUUGUUGUGUCUUCUUAUGAAGCAAUUCCCCGUCCUGUUUCAGCAACCGGGACAACCGAAAUGGAAGACGAAGAGAGGCAAAAGAAGCUAGAGGCCGGCAAGGCAAAGCUGGCGGAGUACCGGCAGCGCAAGGCCCACGCCGACUCCCAGAAGAGACAGAAGAAGAAGAAGAAGAGGAGGCUGGACAAGGAAGAGGAGCCGGCCGGGGAGGACGUGCACCAGGGGAGGGACGCCCGUAAGGUCCUCCCAGGGGAGAUGGAGGAGGAGGAGGAGGAGGGGGAGGAAGGAGGGGCGGAGCAUGAAGAACAGCCGGCGCCGGGGGAGGAGCUUCCCGAAGGGGGUGGAGUCAGGGGGGAUCCUGACAUUCCCAACACGACGGAGCUGACGUUCUCUAGGACCCUGCGGAGCGGCGAGACGGUCAAGCACGACCAGACCUACACCAUCGAGCCAGAAAGCGAGGUCUCCACCACCGCCGACGACUACUCCUCCGAGGUCAAUGGCUGCCAUGUGACGACAGUGAACCUCAUGACGUCUUCUGAGGAAUUUAUCUGGGAGGAGGUGGACGCACUGCACCUGAUGACCAAGGAGGCCAAGAUGGACGACAUGGAGGACGAGCUGGCCGUCAAGACCCAGGCAGUGGAGGAGCUGAGCCGCGAGCUGGAGGAGAUCAGGGCCUGCUUUGGCAGCGAGGGGAUCCACCAGCUGCAGGACUUUGAGGCGGCUCUGAAGCAGAGGGACGGCAUCAUCACCCAGCUCACCUCCAACCUGCAGCAGGCCAGGGACGAGAAGGAGGACAUCAUGAGGGAGUUCCUGCAGAUGACUGAGCAGAGCCAUAAGCUGCACAUCCAGUUCCAACAGUUGCAGGCCGGGGAGACCCUGAGGAACACCACCCACAGCAGCACGGCAGCGGACCUCCUGCAGGCCCGCCAGCAGAUGGUCCAGUACCAGCAGCAGCUGGAGGACCUGGGAGCCCAGGUCCGGAGCAGGAAGGAACACCUGCUGGGGGUCUCCGACCUGGAGCACAGACUCAGCCAGAUGGAGACGGCUGGCCGAAGAUCGGAGGAGACAUUUGCACAGAAGCUGAGUGAAAAAGACUUGUUGAUAGCGGAACAGGAACACCUGAUAUCGGGCCAGGAGCAGUCAUUGGCCGACCUGAAAGCUCAGCUCGCACUUUCGUCGAGGGCUAGCGAGGAAUCGUUUGCCCACUCGCUCAGAGAGAAGGACCUACUGAUCUCGAAGCAGAAUGCAAUAAUCUCAGAGCACGAGAGGUCUCUUUCCCUGCUUCGCGAUGAGCUGACCCAGGUAGCAAGGAGCGGCUCCCCGACGGACGCCCAGAGCCAGAACGAGAAAGAUGCGCGCAUCGCAGAGCAGGCGAGGGUCAUUUCAGAGCAGGAACGCUCUCUUGCUCACCUCGAGGAGCAGCUGAAGUCCUCGGAGAAGCGCCUGAAUGAACUUUGCCUUGUGAAGGAUCAGGCGCUCGAGAGCUGCCAGGGGGAGCUGGAGAGCACCAGGGUGGAUUUGGAACGCUGCAAGAGUGGGUGGGACGAUUCCAAGGUGGAACUAGAGAACGGGGUGAGAGAGUUAGAACGCUGUAAAGAUCAACUACUGAAUUUCACGGUGGAAGUGGAGAAAGGGCAGACGGAGUUGAAAAGCUCCAAGGAUGAAUUUGCGAAUUCCAAAUUAGAAUUUGAGAAAAGAAUCAUAGAUCUGGAAAGCUACAAGAAAGAACUUGAGAAUUCCAAAUUAGAACUCCAGACAGAGUUGAAAAGCUCUCGCGACGAAUCGCAGGAUUCCAAAUCGGCGCUGGAGAAGGGGACGAGGGAGCUGGAGAGCUGCAAAGAGGAGCUCGCCGCCUCCCGACAGAAGGAGCGCACGUCGUCCGGCGAGGUCAUGCAGCUCAUGGGCACCGUGGAAGACCUCCAGAGGCGCUGCCACCAGGGCAGCCUGUCGGAGGGCGACGUGGUCCAGAGGAUGGAGGAGGAGUCCCUGCGCAAGCUGGAGCGCCUCAGGGCGGAGCUGGACGAGAUGUACGGCCAGCAGAUCGUCCAGAUGAAGCAGGAGCUCCAGCUGCAGCACGCGGCGGCGGUGGAGCGGCUCAGCCGACAACACGGGGCUGAGCUCGAUGCCCUGAGGGCCCAGGAGGAACGGCGACGCCUCGACGUCGACGAGCGUGACGCCAAGUUGGCCGACCUGCAGGAGACCCUGCAGGAGUCGCAGGCCGCGCACGGGAGAGCGCAGGACGAGCUCCACGGGCUGGCGCAGGAGAAGCUCGGCCUGCAGGCUCAGGUGGAGGACCUUCUCCGAGACCUGCGGCAGGCCAAAGACGUGGCGGACAAGGCCUCGCACAACCUCACGCUCAGCAAGGGAAGCAGGCAGACGGAGCUGCAGCACCUGCAGCGCAUCAGCGACGGCCUCCGGUGCCAGCUGGAGGCGGCAGAGGAGGCGGCGCUGGAGGUCGAGGCCAAGCACGAGUCGGAGGUGACCAACUACAAGAUCAAGCUGGAGAUGCUGGAGCGGGAGAAGGACGCCGUGCUGGACCGCAUGGCCCAGUCGCAGGAGGCGGAGCUGGAGAGGCUCAGGACCCAGCUGCUCUUCAGCCACGAGGAGGAGCUGAUCCUGCUCAGGGAGGACCUGCGGCGGGAGAGCUUCCUCAACACGGAGAACCUUCUGAACGAGGCGUCCGUCAGGCGGGAGCGGGCCCUGGAGGAGCUGCGGGCCACGUACGAGGAGAAGCUGGGCUCUCUGGGGAAGGAGACGGCGGUGUUCGCCACGGAGCGCGCCGAGCUCCUGGAGCAGAUCCUGGCGCUGAAGGGGGACUUGAAGGCGGCGCAGAGCAGCUCCAGGGCGGAGGAGUUGGUGCAGCAGCUGCAGGAGCUCCAGGCGGAGGUGGUGGAGUUGAGGCAAGGCGCGGAGCAAAGGGGUAAAGUGGAGAGGGAGUACAAGGCACUACUGACCCAGGUCGAGACACUGGAGAACGAGGCGAGGGAGCAGGAGGACGGUUGGAGGAGCAAACUUGAAGAGAAGGAGUCUGAAAAACAAAUGUUGAACGAAUACAACACUGUUUUGAAAAAAGAGAUUGACCUGGCGACUGAAACGGUGCAGUCUCUCACUUUAGAGAGCAAUCAGAAGGUGCAGGAAUUGGCCGAGCUCAGGGACGAGAUUGAGAAGCAGCGCACAACUUAUUCCUUCGCCGAGAGGAACUUUGAGGUGAACUUUCAAGAGCUGAAGGGGGAGUACACCUGCCUCAUUCAGGCCAAGACACAGCUGGAGGAGCGGACACUGAAGGUGACGCUCGAGUUUGAGGCGAAAAUCGCCAGCCUGCAAUCUCAAGUUCGGGAGCUGAAGGAGGGGGAGGAGGAGGAGGAGAGCGGCGGACGGGUCAAGAGGGGGGGCCGCGGAGACAGAGCCACCGCACCGAUGGAAAAAGACACUACUGAAUUAAUGGAGAAGCUCAACGCCAUCUCCAACGAGAAGGAGAGCCUGAUCGCUCGGCUCUCCGACGUCACGGACAAGCUGAGCUUUUCCGAAGGCAAGCUGGAGCGACUGAAGGGGGAGCUCUUGGAGAUCCACCAGGAACACGGGAAGGUCCUCGCCCUGAACAAGAGCCUCGCCGCGGGGCUGGAGAGGGAACGGGACGCGGUGACGGACGCCAAGAAGGAGGGAGAGCCGCGGCGGCGCUACAAACCCCAGCACCGAGCGUCCGCGCCGGCCGAGCCCGACGCCUCGGCCGCCCACCAGCGACGGAUCGAAUCCCUGCAAGGGGAGGUCGAGUCCCUCCGGUCCCGCCUACAGGCGGCCGAGGCGGAGCGAGCCCCCCUGGCGCCGAACAGGCUCCUCCCGCUGCAGACCACGUCGCCCACGGCAACGUCGGGGGACGGACACCCGCCCCCACAGAAGCCCCCAGCAGCCCCGGCAGCCCCAGCAGCCCCAGCCUCGGGGUUGGGGUCGAACAGGCGCAAGAGACGGCAGCGGUCGAAGCAGGAGCGCAAAGCCACCCACACCACCGCGGCCGCUCUGGCAGACGGCAGCAGCAGCAGCAGCGUCAGCAGGGAGGAGAGGCAAAGGGGGGAAGAGGAGGCGGAGAUGGAGAUGGAAGAGGAGGAGGUGGAGGAGGAGGAGCAACAGGAGCUCUCGCUGGCAGCGGCGGAGUUGGGGAAAGCUGCAGAGCCGGCGGUGGGAGCCGGGAUGCAGAGCGAGGCAGCGUCUCGCUCGACUCAGAGGCUCGGCGGCGAGGAGGACUCUGCGGACCGCUGCCAAGGAGACGCAGAGACCAGCAUCACCAAGCCGGUGGGGAGCCAGGCCGCGGUACCAGGGGAGCGGGCCGUCGGAAAGAGAGAGAGCAGCACGGCCCAACAUGCAGAGUGCAGGCUGCAGCUGGAGGCCCAGAGGGUCAGCCUGUCUCAGAUCCACGCCGCCCAGCUAGAACUGCUGGCAGAACAGACGUCCGCCCACACCAGCUCCCUGGAGACCGGGCCGGGCGGCCCCGGGGACCGGGCCGGACAGGACCUGGCCGCCCAGCGACCGGCCCCGAUGUCCCACCGGGAGGUGGAGGAGGGGGAGCGGGAGGUGGAGCGGGAGGUGGGGGAGGUGGAGCCCGAGAGGGAGGAGGCCCGGAGGCAGCGCCUCCUGCUGGAGGAGAGUCACCGCGAGGAGCUGCAGCGCCUGCACUCCCACUACACCCAGCUUGCCUCCGACGCGGAGGAGCGCCACGCCAUGCAGCUGGUGGUGCUGGAGCAGCGCCUGCACCAGCUCACCUCCACCCACAGCACCUCCACCCGCCUCAGUGUCCAAUCAGUGAGCAGCUCUGAGAUACCGGAGCAACACGACGAAAUCAUACAGUUCCUCCUCUCUGAACACCAGCCCGGCACCGAGUUGGGGGCGGAGCCUGAGUCAGGGACGGAGUCAGAGUCUGUGAGGUCAUCGGGCCUGACCGCUCAGCUGCAGGCGCUGAGGAGGGCUCUCUACCACAAGUACCUCCAGGAGGUGGCCUCGCUGAAGGGGGAGCACCACUCCGAGCUGAGGAGACUCCGGGAGGAGCGAGCCGAGGAGUUGGGCAGGGGACAGAGGGAGAGAGGAGGAGGCGACGCAGGAGGAGGAGGAGGAGGAGGGAGGCCUGGUAGCGCACCAGGGGAAGGAGCAGGAGAAGCUGCAGCAGGGGGUCGAACCUUGCAGGAGGAGAAGAGAUACUGGGAGAGUGUGGAGGAGGAGGUGGCCAAGGUCAUAGUUCAGAUGUCGGUGGAGUUCGCCCAGCAGUCGGAGCUGGCACGCAUCAGCAAGCGGGGCCUCCAGAUCUCCUCCUCUAUGCAGACUCAACCCGAGGAGGAGGAGGAGGAGGAGGAGGAGGAGGAGGAGGAGGAGGAGGAGGAGGAGGAGGUGGAGGAGGAGAGGGAAACCCAAAGGAGCGGUCCGAGGGUCCUGGACACCUCCUCCAUUCAGACCCGCCCCAAGAUUGAGAAGAAGAAGAAGAAGAAGAAGAAGAAGGAGGUGAUGGAGGAGAGGGGGACCUCCUCCCUGAAGGAGGUGGAGGGCUGCGGGAAGCUGAAGACGGAGGUCAGAGAGCUGACCUCGGAGGUGGUUCGGCUGAAGGAACAGCUGAGGAACGCUGCGUGGGCAGUCCAGAAGACCGCCAAGAAGAAGAAGGAGAAAGAGGAGGAGGAGGAGGAUGAGGAGGAGAUGGGGAAGCCUGGAGGAGGGGACAUCGCCACACUUGAGUCCAGCGGUCUGGAAGAGGUCACCUCGGAAAGGAACCUGCUGCGGGAGCACAACUACCGGCUCCACCAGGUGCUGCAGGACGUCCUGAAGACCACGGCGGCCGCCGAGGAGACCAUGGGCCUCCACGUGGAGAGCCUGCGCCUGGCCUCGGCCGCCGACUCGCCGCCGCCGCCGCCGCCCAGCAACGCUGGCCUCCGGUCGGAGGCCUCCCUGGGGAGGCUCCACACAAAGCCCUUCAGCCUCUGUUCCGCAGGUUCUGCGGCAGACAGCUUCCAGGGCAGUGAGUCGAGUGCGGAUGAGUCAUCCAUCGCCUGGUCCGGUGUGGCGGAGGCCGACGGAGGCCCAGGGGGGACUGUGGCCCCGGACGACCCGGCCCUCCUGUCCACGGGGGUCCUGAGCUUGCUGGAAGACCAAGAGUCCCUGCUGGGAACCAGUAGCCGGCUCCAGAAGGCCCUGGAGCGAAUGCUGGUGGCCAUUGCAGAGAGCAGCGACCAGCUGGAGCACGCCCGGGUCACCCAGACGGAGCUGAUGCGCGAGUCCUUCCGCCACAACCAGGAGGUGGGGGAACUCCUUCAGCGGCAGGAGGAGCUCCAGGAGCGGCUGGCGGAGGAGGCGCGCGCCCGCGAGCAGCUGGCCCUCGAGCUGCACCGGGCCGAGGGUGUGAUUGAAGGCUACUCAGGUGAGCGGACUCUCCUGGAGGAGCAGGCCCGGCAGAAGGAGGAGCUACAGCUCAGCCUGGAGCAGGAGUUACAGGUGACGGCCAGCCGUCUCAACGAGCUGGAGCAGGAGCGGCUCCUCAUGCACCAGGAGAAGGAGCUGCUGGGCAGACAGCAGGACGCCAUGAGGGAGACGGCAGGGCCUCGCGAGCUCCGCCUAGUUGAUGCUGAAGUGGCCGCUGCACCUGAAGCAGACCUGCUGGAGGAGACGGAGAAGCUGAUGAAGGAGAAGGUGGAGGUGCAGCGGCAGGCGGAGAAGGACAGCUCGGACCUGGGCAAGCAGGUGAAGCAGCUGGAGGCGGAGCUGGAGGAGCAGGUGAACCGCUCCAUCGAGCUGGAGCAGGCGCAGCGCAACGAGAGCCGGGACCUCCGCCAGCAGAUCCAGUCCCUGGAGAAGCAGAUGGAGAACAACCGCAAGUUCCUGGAUGAGCAAGCGGUGGACCGGGAGCACGAGAGGGACGUCUUCCAGCAGGAGAUCCAGAAGCUGGAGGAGCAGCUGAGGAACCCCCAGAAGCUCCAGGGGGCCUCGGACCCCAGGGGCAAGGAGGUGGAGCGUCUGAGCAGCCAGCUCCAGGAGAAGGCUGACUGGUGCAGUGAGCUGCUGCUGGGCUCGGAGCAGCGGCAGCGCGAGCUGGACGACCGCGACCAGGAGAUCGACAAGCUGGAGGGACGCGUCCGCGAGCUGGAGCAGGCCCUGCUGGCCAGCGCCGAGUCUCUGGGGAAGGACGAAGAGAGGAAGCAGCAUGACGCUGCCUCUGAGGCCAGACACAACACUCUGGAAGCCCAGCUCCAGACGGAGAGAGAGGCUCUGGACCGCAAAGAGAAAGAGAUCUCCCACCUGGAGGAGCAGCUGGAGCAGUUCCGGGAGGAGCUGGAGAACAAGAGCGAGGAGGCGCAGCAGCUCCAGAUGCAGCUGGAGAUCCAGGAGAAGGAGCUGGGCAGCCAGCAGGAGCACCUGGAGACCAGGGAGAGCAUGCUCCAGGUAAUGGAGGAGAAGGACAGGCAAAUACUCGUUCUUAAUGAGAAACUCUCUAAGCGCCAACACACGGAGCCCGCGGCGUCCGCUACGAAGGACCUGGACCAGCGGGAGGACCUGAUCCGGGACCUGGAGUCCCAGGUGGAGUGCCUGAGGAGCGAGCAGGAGCGCCUGAAGAGGAACGGCGAGGUGGAGCUGGAGCAGCUCAACGCCGUCAUCGACAAGCUGCAGCAGGAGCUGGCCAACAUCGAGCAGAAGCUGCCCCCGCACCACGACGAGGAGGAGGAGGAGAUGGAUACCCAGGCUCGGGUGCGGGGGGGCGACCUCGUCGCGGCGACCAGCGACGAACUCGGCCAGACGCAGCGGCGGCUGGACGUGGCCACGGGCGAGCUGGGCGCGCUCCGGGGCAAACACGGCGAGCUGUUUGAGACGUACCGCCGGCUGAAGGAGACGUCGGCCGUCCUGGCCCAGACGGAGGAGCAGGGCAGGGCGGAGGAGGAGGAGCGCUCGGAGGCCCGCCUGGAGGACGCCCUCCGGGAGACGGCCAGCCUGGUGGUCAUGCAGGCCCAGGUGCAGGCGCUGGAGCAGAGCGCAAGCUCCAGGGUGGACGAGCUGCGGCGCCGCGUCGAGGACCUGGAGCGCGCCGCAGAGGAGAAGGAGGCGGAGCUGGCCCGCGGGCGCCUGCUGGCUGAGACCCUCCGGGGGAAGGUCGACCACCUGGAGGACCGACUCCGGGAGACGGAGACGGAUGCGUCGGCGCUGACCGGCCAGGCCCAGCAUCGGGACUCCCUGCAGGGGGAGCCGCGAGGACAGACAGACCCCAAGCGGACUGAAGUGGAGGAGAGCCAGCCUCAAGGCCCGCGGUCCGACGCUCCUCCGACCCACGUCUUCCCGGACUUUGGCCUCCCGCAGCUGGACUCCUCCUCCUUCAGCAUGGUGGGCGGAGCCAGGGGGCCGGCGGGCGGCUCCGGGAGGGCGGGGCACCUGACGGAGAAGCUGCGGGAGCUGGAGGUGGGGCUCAGCGGCAUUCAGAAGGACCAGGAGCUGCAGAAGCAGCUGCUUUCCAGCUCCGAGGAGGAGGUGAUGGAGUACGAGCGGAGGCUGGCCGUGCUCAUGGACCUGCUGAACCAGAUGAGGAGCAAGGCUGGAGCCCACCACAAGACCUGGAAGCCCACUUGUGAGGUGAGGGCUCACUGGUCAACGCCAUCUCCUGCAGCAGACCAACGGGAUGCGCGUGAAGCUCACCGGGAGUUACAGGAGGUCCGAGAUGAGGCCCUGGCCACCAAAGAACAGCUGGACCACUACAAACAGAGCUCUAGUCAACAUGAGGAGCAGCUAGCCAACCACGAGCAGAGACACAGUCAACUCCUAGCAGAGUUAGACAAUUACAAGAAGAGCUCUGGUCAACUUGAAGCGCAGCUAGCUGACUACGAGCAGAGAUGCAGUAAACUCAUGGAAGAGUUGGACAAUUACAAGCAGAGCUCUAGUCAACUCAAACAGGAGCAAGGCGACUUAAAGGCGAGUUCUAGUCAACUCCAGGAGCAGUUAAAUGUCUCCAAGGAGAGCUCUAGGCAACUUGAAGAACAGCUAGCCGACUUCAAACAGACCACUAGUAAGCUCCAGGAGGAGCUGGAAAACUACAAGCAGAACUCUACCCAACUUCAGGAGAAGGUUGACCAGUACAAACAGAGCUCUAGUUUACUCCAGGAGCAGGUUGACCAGUACAAACAGAGCUCUAGUCAACUUCAACAAGAACUAGACGACUCGAAGCAGAACAGUCGUAAACUUGAAGAACAGCUAGAAGUCUACAAGCAGAGCUCUAGCAAACUCCAGGAGCAGCAAGACACCUCGAAGCAGAACAGCAGUCAACUCGAAGAACAGAUAGCCAACUUAAAGCAGAGCUCUAGUCAAUUUCAGGAGCAGGUUGACCAGUACAAACAGAGCUCCAGUCAACUUCAGGAGCAGGUUGACCAGUACAAACAGAGCUCCAGUCAACUUCAGGAGCAGGUUGACCAGUACAAACAGAGCUCUAGUCAACUUCAACAAGAGCUAGAUGACUCCAAGCAGAGCUCUAGUCAGCUUCAGGAGCAGGUUGACCAGUACAAGCAGAGCUCUAGUCAACUUCAGGAGCAGGUUGAUCGGUACAAGCAGAGCUCGAGUCAACUCGAAGUACAGCUAGCUGACUCAAAGCAGAGCUGUAGUCAACUCCAGCAGGAGCUGGAAUACAACAAGCAGAGCUCAAGUGAGCUACAGCAGCAGCAAGAUGACUCGAAGCAGAACAGUAGUCAACUCGAAAAACAGCUGGAAGAACUCAAGCAGAGCUCGAGUCAACUUCAGCAAGAGCUGGAUGACUCAAGGAAGAACAGUAGUCAACUCGAAAAUAAGCUAGCUGAUUACAAGCAGAGUUCGAGUCAACUGCAACAAGAACUAGCUGACUCCAAGCGAAACAGUAGUCAACUCGAAGUACAGCUAGAAGAAUACAAGCAGAGCUCGAGUGAACUUGAAGUACAGCUAGCCGACUCCAAGCAAAACAGUAGUCAACUCCAAAAGGAGCUGGAAAACAACAAGCAGAGCUCGAGUGAGCUACAGCAGCAGCAAGACGAUUCGAGGCAGAACAGUAGUCAACUCGAAGAACAAAUAGCUGAAUACAAGCAGAGCUCGAUUCGACUUCAGCAAGAACUAGAUGACUCGAAGCAGAACACCAGUCAACUUCAAGGACAACUAGAAGACACCAAGCAGAGUUUGAGUAAACUUCAGGAGCAGGUUGACCAGUACAAGCAGAGCUCUAGCCAACUCCAGCAAGAACUAGAUACCUCUAAGCAGAACAGUAGUCAACUUGAAAAACAGCUAGCUGACUAUAAGCAGAGCUCGAGUCAGCUUCAACAAGAACUAGACACCUCAAAGCAGAGCUGUAGUCAACUUGAAAAACAGCUAGCUGACUAUAAGCAGAGCUCGAGUCAGCUUAAACAAGAACUAGAAGCCUCUAAGCAGAACAGUAGUCAACUUGAAGAACAGCUAGAAGACCAGAAGCAGAGCUCUCGUCAACUCCAGCAAGAACUAGAAGCCUCUAAGCAGAACCGUAGUCAAUUUGAAAAACGGCUAGCUGACUAUAAGCAGAGCUCGAGUCAGCUUCAACAAGAACUAGACACCUCAAAGCAGAGCUGUAGUCAACUUGAAGAACUGCUAGAAGACCAGAAGCAGAGCUCUAGUCAACUUCAGAAGCAGCUUGAUGACAACAAGCAGAGCUCUAGUCAAAUUCAGGAAGAGUUGAAUGACUCCAACCGGAGCUAUAGUAAACUCCAAGAGCAGCUUGAGGAGAAGACAUUGGCAAUAAGCAGGGUUGAAGAGCAAAUACAGAAGGCAUCGCCAGGAGUCGGUGAGGAGGCGGUUCAGCAGGGGUUGGACCUUCAGCUUCAGGAGGUGCAGAAGGAGGUGGUGGUGGUCAAGGAGGAGCUGGACUCCUGCAAGCAGAGCUCUGAUAGGCUACAGGAGCUGCUCCAGGAGAGGGAAAUGACUAUCGCUCACCUUAAAGGAGAACUCUACCGGGCCACCGCGAGCGCAGAAGGAGAAGGUGAGGAAGGAGGAUCCAGCGUCCCGGGGCUCCUCCAGCAGCUCCAGGAGGUCCAGACCCAGGCGGCCGCCACCAAAGAAGAGGUCGCCAGCUGCCGGCAGCGAGCGGACCAGCUCCAGGACCAGCUCGGGUGCCGCGACGUCGCCAUCGCCCAGCUCAAAGAAGAGCUCCGGGAGCUGCAGGCGGCCUCGGCAGCGGCCAGCCUGUCCCCAGAGCCCCCCUCUCGCUCCCCGACGUCCCCUUCGCCCUCCCCUCAGCCGCCGCCGUCGUCCUCGUCCUCCUCCACCACCGCCGCGGCCGCCGCCGGCAGCCAGCCCAAGAGGAAAGCGGGCAAGUCGUUGUCCGGUAAGGGAAGCGGCAGCGCCAAAGACAAGGCGUCCUUAUCCCGGAAGAACUCUGCAGCGGCCGCACAGCAGGCCUCGGAGAAGACCCAGAGCCCAGGGGGCCCCGGGGCCGAACGCCGGCCCCAGCAGGAGCAGCGCCGGCAGGUGUCCGUCGCCGACUCCUCCACGCAGACCCACCAAGACCUCCAGACGACCGCCACCAAGCCCACAGGGGUGGGCGCGGGGACCCUGAGUCCAUCUGCUGCGGCCCAGAAGAAGAAGGAGGAGGAGGAGGAGGAGGUGGUGGUGGCGGAGGUGAUCGGGGAGUUCCAGGAGAAGAUCGUCCAGAUGCAGGAGCUCCACGCCGCCGAGAUCCUGGACAUGGAGGCGCGGCACAUCGCCGAGAGCGAGGGCCUGCGCCUGGACACCCUGGCCCUGGAGAACGAGUGCAAGGCCCUGAAGGCCGUCGUCGACAAGCUGCGCUCCGGGGAGGCCUCGUCGGCCCGAACAGACCGCCCUGCGUCGCUGCAGUUCCGGGACGGAUACACCAGCGACAGCAGCUCAGACUACAGCCAGCGGACGGGCUACGACCCCCCCAGCCUGCAGCAGGAGUUCAGGACCACCCCGGAGGGGGCCAGGCGGGACGGGGAAGACCCACUCCCUGACAAGAUCAAGACCCUGCUGAGAGAGGUGCACCAGGAGGGCAUGCAGGUCCUGUCCCUGUCAGAGUUCCCCCUGACGGAGGACCAGGCCGGGGGAUCAGGAGGUCCAGGGUGGGGCCAGACCCCCAGCCCAGGCUGGCCCAGGGAGAGGCAGGCCCUGCUGGACACCGUGCAGUCCCUGAAGACCCUGGUCACCCAGAUGCAGACAAGCAGGGGGACACAGACCCCCGGAGGAGCAGACUGGCGUGGGGAGCUGCUUGGAGCGGUGCAGCAGGUGCUGAUGGGGGAGCGCGGCGUGCUGAAGAGCGCCCUCUACAGCCAGCUGGACCAGCUGGACAGCAGCGACGCCAUCGUCCACCUCAACCAGCUGGAGCAGAGGCUGGCCCAGCAGGAGGUCCACCACAGAGAGGCCAUGGGUUCUCUCCAAACCGCUGACCGCUCCAGUCUCCUCUCUGAGGUCCAGCAGCUCAGAGCCACCAUGGAGCAGCUCCACCCAGGCGUCCAGCCGGCCUUGUCCCCUGGGCCAGAGGCUGAGGGCGGGGCCCAGAGAGGGAGUGUGGGCCCUGGGUCCGGAGCCCCCGGCGACAGGGUCCUGCUGGAGGAGCUGAAGGGGGAGCUGUCCCAGACCAAGCUGGAGCUGGAGACCACGCUGAAGGCCCAGCACAAGCACCUGAAGGAGCUGGACGCACUCAGGAAGGAGGUGUCUGAGCGGGCUGCGGAGCUGGAGGCGCUGACGGACCAGCUGUCUGAGGAGCGCAGGAGGACCAGGGAGCUGCAGUGGGUCCUGGAGAAGGAGAGGAACCGCACCGGCCGGAGUGAGGAGAGCCAGCAGGAGGAGCUGGAGGACCUGCGGGUGUCGGCGGAGGAGCAGCGGAGCCGGGCGGCCCAGCUGGCCUCCUCCCUGGAGGAGGAGCGCCACGCCUCCUCCCAGCGGAGCCUCCAGGCCCAGCAGGCCCAGCUGGCCCUGCAGAGCCGGCUCCAGGAGCUCCAGGUGAGGCUGGACACUCAGCAGGCCACGGCCCGCGAGAUGAGCAGCGCCCUGGGCAGGGAGCGGCGGCUGAGGACGGGGGCCGGCGGGGCGGAGCAGGAGGAGGAGGAGGAGGAGGAGGAGGAGGUGGAGGGGGUGGGAGGAGAGAGGAGCGUGCUCAAGAGGCUGCAGCGGGACCUGGAUGAGAAGCACGCACAGGUUGUGCGCCUCCUCGGGGAGCUGGAGGCCCAGCGGCUGGAGGCGGUGCGGCAGCAGGAGGAGGUGCAGCGCGGCGGGCAGCGCGCCCAGAGGGACCAGGAGGCCCUGGAGGAGGCCCGCGGCCAGCUGGCGCUGCUGGAGCAGCGGGCGGGGGACGCCCAGCAGCAGCUGGAGAGAGAGGCCCAGAGGAGGAGGGCCCUGGAGCAGGAGAAGGAGGCGCUGGAGGAGAGGCUGGCGGAGGUGGGCCAGCGGCUGGCGGGCGGAGCAGGCGGAGCGGGGGGAGCAGCGGCGCGCUCGCACGACCCACAAGACCCUGCCCGCGACACACCCGCCGAGCGCACCACAGACCGGCUGCACCACCCGGAGACCUCCACCUCCACCACCACCACCCAUGGGCACGCAGGCCCCGGCCCCUACUCUGACGGCACCGGGGGGGUCCAGCCUGGACUACCGGGAGCAUGGCGCUCCGGCGACCACAUCCUGGGCAAGCUGAGCCUCACUGCCUCCAAGAUCCGCGCCAUGGCCGGCAGGAACACCGACAGUCUGACCACGGAGGUGGAGAAGGAGGAGCUGUCCUGGAUCCAGACCAACCUGGACGAGGUCAUCAGUAUGUUACAGCAGUCGCCCGGUCUGCCCGCGCUCUCAGAGCACCAGAGUCUGGCUCCGAUGGCAGGAAGUUCCCUGGGCAGCAGCUCGUCCAACUUCCUGUCGGAGCGCCUGCUGCGUCAGAACGCCGAGCUGACGGGCUUCGUGAGCCGGCUGACGGAGGAGAAGAGCGACCUGAGGAACCAGACGCUGCGUCUGGAGGACGAGCUGCGGAGGCACCGCCACGCCGGAGCCCUGUCGGCGGACACGACUGGGACCAGGGGCGCCCCCACCAGGAGCGACUGGGCGGUGUCCAGCGCGCUGCUGUCCCAGGAGCGGGAGGCGUGGUCGCGGGAGCGGUCCCGUCUGGAGAAGGCCCUGCAGCAGGCCCAGGCCCAGGCCCAGGCCCAGACGGGCAGGCUGAGGGGGGAGGUCCGCAGCGAGGCCCUCAGCGACGUCACGGGGCCCGACCGGGACAACGCCGCCCUCAAGAGGAUAUAUGGGAAGUACCUGCGGUCGGAGAGCUUCCGCAAGGCGCUGGUCUACCAGAAGAAGUACCUGCUGCUGCUGCUGGGGGGCUUCCAGGAGUGUGAGGAGGCCACCCUGGCUCUCAUCACCAGGAUGGGGGGCCGUCCCGCCAUCUGCGGCCCGGACUCGGUCGCACUGCGCCGCCGCCGCGGCCUCACGCGCUUCCGCUCGGCCGUGCGCGUCUCCAUCGCCCUCUCCAGGAUGCGCUUCCUGGUGCGGCGAUGGCACAAGGCCACCGGCGUCAGAAGCCCGAGCCCCAGCUCCGGUGCGGGCAAGACACACGCCAUAGGGAUGGAGGUGAAGGCCUUCCUCCACCCGGGGAGCGUGGAGGUGUACCGGGAGAGAGGAGGAGAACGAGGAGGUGGUGGAGGAGGGAGCACCAGCAGCCGGGGACGCAGCGGACGGGAUUCCCCCAGAUCCGCCAUCUCCAACACCACCCACAGGUACCAUGUAGGCGGGGACGGUGGCUCUCUGACGUGCUCCCACCUCCUGAACUACGACCCCGACCGCGCCCUCACCGACUACAUCUCCCGGCUGGAGGCCCUGCAGAGGAGGCUGGGCAGCGUCACCUCAGGUUCAUCUUCCUACGCCCCAUUGCACUUUGGUCUGAGGAGAUGAGGAGGCUGAGGCGUUGCCGUGGAAACUGGCUUGAAGAAUUCUCUGUGGCCUUCCUCUCGUGCGGAGCAGCGUGCGCUAUUUUAUUUUCACGGACGCUACAUUCCAUGUGGACCAAAACUCUUGUCGUGUUUUGGUGUCGGUGUGCUUAUCUGGCUAUUUAUUUAUUUUUUAUUUUUACUUUGUGUGCGUUUGAUUUGUCUCCAGCACACGAUGGUAAAAACAGCUUUCGUUUAUCAUUUUUCAAUCUGCCUCUCUUUAGUUUUUAAUGGAACUUAAAUCGUGUAUAUUGGUCUUAUUGCUAAUUUAAAACUCUCUCGAUUAAUUUAUGAAAUUGUAUGUUGUCGUUGUUGUUAUUUCUCUGUUCGGACGACUUUGAAGAUGACUGUGGAGAGAGUUUGAGGGGUAGGAGGAGGCUGCUACUGGAUAUUAAUACACUACACUGUGUUUUGUUAAGGCCGCUUUAACGGACGGACUGCAGACAACAUUUGUAGAGAGUGUAUUUUUGUAAAGGGUAGGUGCUUUUGAAUUUCCUGGGUAUUUUGUCAAGAACUGAAAUAAAGAUGAUAUUUGAAAUAAUGAA
Molecule: messenger RNA, 15594 nt
Organism: Gadus morhua (Atlantic cod)
Lineage: Eukaryota; Metazoa; Chordata; Actinopteri; Gadiformes; Gadidae
Gene: akap9
Product: A kinase (PRKA) anchor protein 9
Exons: 51
Coding region: 198-15014 (4938 amino acids)
Biological process (GO): signal transduction
Molecular function (GO): molecular adaptor activity
Source: RefSeq, a predicted model, not a curated record